Messenger RNA from Cryptomeria japonica (Japanese cedar), 2780 nucleotides. Its product is annotated as auxin response factor 1-like. The record is from RefSeq and is a predicted model, not a curated record. NCBI's taxonomy places the organism in Eukaryota, Viridiplantae, Streptophyta, Pinopsida, Cupressales, Cupressaceae. The transcript is spliced from 14 exons. Gene Ontology annotation, biological process: regulation of DNA-templated transcription; response to hormone. Gene Ontology annotation, cellular component: nucleus. The coding region runs from base 45 to 2504 and encodes 819 amino acids. Gene Ontology annotation, molecular function: protein binding; DNA binding.
CAAUAAUAGACAGUAACUAUUGUUCUGAGCUUGUUUUGGGAGGCAUGGCUGCUGGUCCUAGGACUCCAUCUGAUUCAUCUUGUUGUACAGAUAUCACUGAUCCUCUCUAUAAAGAGCUCUGGCAUGCCUGUGCUGGCCCCUGUGUUACCAUGCCAAGGAUUGGAGAGCGGGUGUUUUACUUCCCGCAGGGUCAUAUAGAGCAGAUUGAAGCAUCAAUAACCAAAUACCUAGACAUCAAUAACCAGGAAGCUGAACAACAGGUGCCUUUGUAUGACCUGCCCUCCAAAAUUCUUUGCCGGGUGACGAAUGUGUUGCUGCAGGUUGAACAAGACACCGAUGAACUGUUUGCUCAUAUUACCUUGGUUCCGGAGACAGAGCAGGAUGACUGCUCCACCGAUAUGGAUCCUCCGCGUCCACCCCCUCCACCCCCUCCAAGGCCUUCUGUGCAUUCCUUUUGUAAGACUCUCACAGUUUCUGAGACAAGUCCACGUGGAAUUUUAUCUGUUCCCAGGAGACAGGCUGAUAAAUGCCUCGCACCUCUGGACAAGAAUCAACAACCUCAAGAAUUAGUUGCCAAAGAUCUACAUGGAAAUGACUGGCGUUUUCGGCAUAUCUAUCGUGAUGAGAAAAGGAUACAUUUGCUGACAGUUGGGUGGAAAGUCUUUGUUAACUCCAAAAGGCUUGUAGCAGGAGAUGCGUUCAUCUUUCUCAGGGAUGAAAAUGGCGAAUUACGUGUAGGGGUCAGGCGUGCCAUGUGUCAGCAAAGUAACAUUCCAUCCUCAGUUAUAUCCAGUGGCAGAAUGCAGAUUGCUGUCCUUGCAGCUGCGUCACAUGCCAUUUCAAGGAGGACUAAGUUUAGUGUCUACUACAAGCCAAGAAAUAGCCCGUCAGAAUUCAUUAUUCCUUAUGACCAAUACAUGGAGGCCAUGAACAGUAAUUUCUUAGUUGGCAUGAGAUUCAGGAUGAGAAUUGAGGGAGAAGCAGCUCUGGAGCAACGGUCUUCCUGUGGUACGCCUGAUAUGUGUUUCCGUUGGACAGAUUUACUGGUACAAUGGGAUGCAAUAUCAGCUAUUCCACAACCAGAGAGGGUCUCACCAUGGAAAAUAGAACCUGUCUUGACCCCGUCAGAAAUUAAUCCUCUGCCGAAAGCCAAAAACAAGAGAUCCCGGCCGAAUGUACUGCCCUCAAAACAAGAUUUGUCAGUUCUCGAUAAGGCAUUAAUUGAUUCUACACAGUUGCAAAGAUUUAAUACAAUGGUCUUGCAAGGUCAAGAAGUCAUGACCUCGGGAGGAUCUUUGGAUGAAAAUAAGGUUGACAGUGUUCCGAGGACAGUUGUGUGGUAUCCAAAACUAGAUUAUGUCGAAACAAAAUGUGUAUUCUCUCAAGGAAGAUUGGUUUCUGUAAAUUGGAUCCCACUGCAAAGGCAUGACUCAGCAUAUGGAGACUCGUUUCCCAGUUCUCAGGGCAUUGGUGAAAUGCAAGAACUUUGUGGAUCAUACACUAAUCGUAUUGCGGAAGAUCCACAACAAAUAAAGUUUUCCAGAAAACCAUUUCAGGAAAUGAAUGAGUCUAAUCAGAAACAAUAUCUAACAUCAAUGGCGCCAUCUCCCAAAACCGGUGGAUAUGUGAAGUGGAAUGGCUUCAAUGCGUACCCACAUUUGUCAAACUUGGGAAUGGAAGCAUCCGGAAAACGGAAAAUGCAUAUGAUGCCAUGCCAUUCAGAAGUUUCAGGGGCACAUGGUGGUGCGGACAUAAAUUUAACGAGAAACAUGCAAGCUAAUAAACAUGGAACAACAGAGCAUCAGCCUGGUUUUCCUUCACGGGAAGCUUCUAAGGAUAAGAGAGUUGAUGUCGUUUCAGGCCCUGCAAACAAUAAUCGCAAAUUAUCUAGUCGUCAUUUGAUUGACUUUUUCCCAAGCAGUGAGACAAAUCCAUCAAAAAAUAGAGAUUCUGUCAACGAGGAAGACCUACAAGUUUCUGCUCAUGCCCCAAAAGAAUUUCUUUCACAAUUCUCCGAGGUUGACCAACAAUUGGAGCCAAGAAGGCUGAUCAAGUCUCCUACAUCUGCUAUGAGCUGUGAGCAACAAACAUCAUCUUGGAUACCAUUACAAGAAAUACAGUGCAGAGCUCACAGAAGAAGCUGUACUAAGGUACAUAAACAGGGUAGUGCUCUUGGGCGAGCUCUGGAUCUUACAAAAUUUGUAGGAUACAAAGAGCUCUUCCAUGAGCUUGAGGUGAUGUUCAAUUUUGAAGGACAACUGGAGGAUCCAAGCAAAGGCUGGCAACUUGUCUACACGGAUGAUGAGGGAGAUAUGAUGCUUGUAGGAGAUGAUCCGUGGCAGGAGUUUUGCAGCAUUGUACGUAAGAUUUAUAUAUAUAAACGAGAGGAGGUUGAGAAAAUGACCCCCGGUGCCCCUAAUUUGGAGUUCAGGAGAGAGAGUGAAGAACAACCAAUCACAAGCGAAAUUUCUACUCUUGCCGCCACUAAUGCUCGACAAAGUUAAUGUUGACAACUGAUGCUCACGUCGAGUCUCAUCACAUGUGACUUUCAUGCUGCUGCCAAACGAAUCUAUUUUUAGAGCCGUUUACAGUUCUAAUCUUAGUUCCAUAGUUUUCAAAUAGUUCAGAGCAUUCUUUAACUGCCAGUACUAGUGCUGGCCAAAUAAGGCAAAGACCAAGCAUAGUUUUGAUUAGCCUAUAUUUAGUUUGCGAGAGUAGUAAACUUUCUUAGAAAUUUUGUUUUUUAAUUCCAGCAAAUAAAGCAUGCUGUACAUGCUCCA